AAUGAACAGAAUCGACUCGUCGACAUUUAAAAUCAAUCAAUAGUGUGAGACAAUGCGAUAUUCAAUUGUAAUGGUACAGCACUAAAUAAGGCAUGUUUCUCUACCAAAACUGUACACGUUAUUUCUAUUGAAACAUCAGAUCCAUAGUUUAUAAGUCACAUUUGCGUAGAUAGAAGAUGAACCGGUCAGACCGUCAGUGUCACGUCUUGUCAUUUGACAUUUCUGUUACCAUGGUAACGAUGCCGCAUCAACAAUGUUGUUGCGUAUUGAAAUUGAAUUGUUUACAAGAAGUUUUGUUGAAAGUAUUAAUACAGGAUCAUCGAUUACAUAUAAGUAAGAUAAGCGAUUGUGAUUUUUAUACCAUGGGGCUUCUUAGUAUUUUGAAAAAGCUAAGAUCUAAUUCAGAAAGAGAGCUACGGUUGUUGCUUCUUGGUCUAGACAAUGCUGGUAAAACAACUAUUUUGAAGCAGCUGGCUUCUGAAGAUGUGACACAAGUGACGCCCACAGCUGGAUUUAAUAUAAAAUCGGUUUUAUCUAAUGGUUUUAAGUUGAACGUGUGGGAUAUUGGUGGACAGAGAAAGAUAAGGCCUUACUGGAGAAAUUACUUUGAGAAUACUGAUAUAUUGAUAUAUGUGGUAGACUGUUCAGAUCAUCAUCGGCUAGAGGAGACCAGUUAUGAGUUAGCUGAGCUCUUGCAGGAUGAGAAGUUGAGGGGGGUGCCAUUACUUGUGUAUGCAAAUAAGCAAGAUUUAGCUAGUGCAUUACCAUCAAGUGAGGUGGCCCAACACCUUGGACUGCAUUUGAUACGGGAUCGAACUUGGCAGAUACAGGCCUGUGUCGCGACUGAUGGUACCGGGGUUAAAGAGGGAAUGGAAUGGGUUUGCAAGAACAUGCCGAUCAAGAAAUAACAAUGUGGUCUUUCAAUAUUUGUUACAUUAAUCGAAAAGUAACUGCAGUAUACUAAGUAUAUAAUAACCAUUAAAACAAAUUGAAAAUACACUAUGCGCCGAGAAUUGAUGAAAAUUAAUUAAAAUCACUGUAAAAUAUCAAAUAACAAGUUUCAGCCCUGUUAACGAAUAAAACAGCUGUUUUAAACGAACCUUGCGCUUGUAAACAGCUGCGUGCCCCUGUACCACAAUACUUAGUGCGCUAGCCGAUAAGAUACGGUUGCGAUAGCUGCGUCAACUCGCUAUAGCAAAUCGUUUCAUACUAUUUAUCAAUUCUCGACUAACAUGCUAUAAUAACGGUAACUGUACGGACACAUCUUUCGACUAUUAGGCCCGGUAUACACAAAAGCGAAGAGGAGAGGAGACGAGAGGAGGUAAGCCGCGAAGCUGUCGGGUUACUUCCACCAGAGCGGAGAGAUGUGAGCUGUGUUUAUAGCAACACUUUCGUGCGCGCGAGCGCGGGCCCCACGGCCUAAAUUUCUAUAGACAAAUGAGACAUCUCCUCUCCGAUUGAUCCAUUUCCACCGAAGCCAAGCCCAGAGGAGAUGUUGAAAUAACGAAAUCUGAUUGGUUAUCAAAAUACAUCUCCUCUCCUCUCCGCUUUAGUGGAUAAUGGGCCUAAUUCUGUUAGAAUUUAAUACUCGUUGUAUAACAAUAUGUCUUCUUUGUAAAUUUAAUUUAGUGAUUGCUGUAUUUAUUUACUUUUUAACCGACUUCAAAAAGGAGGAGGUUAUCAAUUCGAUCGGUAUUUUUUUUGCUUAUGUAUGUACACCGAUUACUCUGAGAUUUAUGAUCCGAUUUACGUAAUCCUUUUUUUGUUUGAUGCGAAAUAGAUGCCAUUUUGGUCCCAUUAAUUUUCCUGACUUAAAACCUAUCAAUAGGUAGCACAUACAAAUAAUAGUAUUUUAUUAAUAUUAAAGGUAAAGGUUUGCAUAAGAGGUGUAUUAAAUUAAAUUUUUAGUCAUUUGAUACUUUUCAGUUUUUGAAGUCGGUUUUUUCAAACGUAGUUUUUUUUAUAUUACAUAUUUUUAUUUAAAUUCUAAAAUAUAUAAAUCACAGUCAACCAUGGCAAAGUGAAUAUUUUUAUCUCAAAACUAGCACUAGGUUAUAAAUUACAACAGUGACAGACUGUAAAACAAUGGUGGUUUUAACAACUUACUAAAUAUUUCACAUAACAUUAACUACCAAAACUGCAUAUUUAUCGACAUCCACGUCUUCUAUAUAAUAUACACAUACACAUUAGGUAAAUACGUAAAUUAUGAUUUUUAGUUUUUAGUUAUAUUUUUUUAUUAAAGUGUAAAACAAUGUGUACCAUAACAACUAUGAAAACUGCUAAUAUGAAAGAACUCGAAGUUCGAACUUCGAACACAGUAAAAGUACUUAGAAUUUUUUUGAUCGUGUGAAAGUGAACCAAAGAAUAUAUAAUAAAUAAGUACAAUGAAGUAAACUGCGAUUUGUAUGGCGUCGAAAGAGCGCCAUCUAGUGAAAGUAGAGGAAAACAUCAUAGCGCUCUUUCGACACGUAUUUAAAACAUUUUACACUGCAUUAUUAUAUUAAUAUUAUAUUCUUGUAUAAAUUCUAUAAAAAUUUUGUUAAAAGUUUAUUUCGGGAUUACACACAAUUUUGUAAUAUCUCGUGGCAAUUUGUUUUAACGGAAGUAUGCUUAUAUUUACGAUACGAGCUUAUUAUUACUCAUUUUAGAAAAAAAACUGUAUUCAAUUAUUUAUUUUUAGAUAUAGUAACUUUGGCAUUAUUACUAAGUAUUAAAAACGCUUCCGUCCAUUAAUCGAUAUAAAUGCUUUUUGUAUAGGCAUAUUCAGAAAGAAGAGGAAUGUAAAGAAAUAUUUCUGACUUAAAUAGACUUUUAUCUCUUUGUAUUUAUUUUUUCGCUUCUUAGAGAAAUUCUCCCUUCUUCUCUUCUCAAUAAAUAAUACAGAAAAAAUCAAA
This is a messenger RNA of Leptidea sinapis, 2894 nucleotides long. Its product is annotated as ADP-ribosylation factor-like protein 3. Gene Ontology annotation, molecular function: GTPase activity; GTP binding. The coding region runs from base 177 to 908 and encodes 243 amino acids. The transcript has 5 exons. Lineage: Eukaryota; Metazoa; Arthropoda; Insecta; Lepidoptera; Pieridae. Gene Ontology annotation, biological process: cilium assembly. Gene Ontology annotation, cellular component: microtubule cytoskeleton; cytoplasm. The record is from RefSeq and is a predicted model, not a curated record.